Messenger RNA from Conger conger (European conger), 1776 nucleotides. Its product is annotated as leucine-rich repeat-containing protein 74A. The record is from RefSeq and is a predicted model, not a curated record. Lineage: Eukaryota; Metazoa; Chordata; Actinopteri; Anguilliformes; Congridae. The coding region runs from base 1 to 1776 and encodes 591 amino acids. The transcript has 12 exons. Gene Ontology annotation, molecular function: protein binding; calcium ion binding.
AUGUCCACUGCGGAUGUAUAUCUCCGAGCGUGCCGGAUGGUGGGCGUGGUCCCCGUCUCUUAUUUCCUGCGCAAUCUGGGUAGCACCACCCUUAAUCUGAACCACCAUGGCCUGGGGCCUCUGGGAUGCAAGGCACUGGCAAUUGCCUUAGUGACUGACAUGCAGAUCACAACCCUGGAACUGGAGGAUAAUUAUGUGUUGGCUGAAGGGACACGAUAUCUUGUGGAAAUGCUGAAAGCAAAUAUCACCAUGCAGAAUCUGAAUCUCUCCAACAAUCACCUCAAGAGUGAAGGGGCUGAGUACAUCACUAAAAUGCUUUUAGAAAACAUUGCCAUCAAAUCGGUUAAGCUCUCAGGUAACAAGUUCACAGAUGAUGAUGGAAAACACUUUUCUGAUGCCUUGGUGAAUAACUACAGGGUAAAAGAGCUGGACCUGAGUCACAAUGAAUUCCGUGAAAGAGGUGGAGAGCAUUUGGGUCACAUGCUAGCAAACAACGAAGGGCUGGAAGUGUUGGACCUGAGCUGGAAUCACCUGCGUAUGAAAGGGGCCGUGGCUCUGUGUGCUGGACUGAAGGUGAAUAUGACCCUGAAACACCUGGACGUCUCCUGGAACGGUUUCGGUAAUGAAGGGGCCCUGGCGUUGGGGGAGGCCCUCAAGUUUAACAACACCCUGGUGCACCUGGACCUCAGCUACAACCGCAUCACCAAUGAGGGGACAGGCAUGCUGUGCAAAGGCCUGGAGGCCAACGACACGCUCAGAGUGCUGCGGCUGGCGUAUAACUCGCUGACAGUGGAGGGUGCACUGGCUCUAAUCGCUGUUGUCAGAAGCUCCCCUAAAUCUGCCCUGGAAGAGAUCAACAUCUCUAAUGUACUGGUGAAUGAAAACUUUGUUCAGCUGUUGGAAGUCACUUAUCAGGAACACCCUAGUCUAGAAGUGCAUUAUGGGGGUGUGGGUGGAUUCAUUGCCAAGAAGGCCCCCAGACGCCCCGACCCCAUGAAAGUCAUCCAGGAUUAUCUUGAUGUACGCAAGCUGCGCCUCUGGGACUUCUUUCGGAACAUCGAUAAAGAUGGGACAAUGCAUGUGCCUGUCUCAGACUUCAGGAGAGCAGUGCAGCAAUCCACUAUUCCUCUGGACCGCUACCAGAUUGAGGAGCUGAUACACAGACUUGAUAGAGAGGGGACUGGCAUGGUUGACUACAGGGGCCUGGCCGACACCAGGAAGCAGAUGAUGCGUGACCACCGUCGGCAACUGCGGAAGGUGGAAUCACGCCAGAAGAAGGAGAAACAGAAGAGCGACCGCAUUCUCAAGACCUUCCGGAGCGCGGUGGAAGCGAGCACGUCCCACAGUUCCUUGACCAUGUCACCAGGUGGCACCAAAGAGGGCUCGAGUGGACCGCACUUUUCGGCUACGCCCCUCAGCUCCUGGCACCACGUGGUCAUGUCCAACAGCAGCCGCUACUCUGUGUCAAACUUGAGUAGUGAGCAUGUCCACUUACCUCCAAUAGGGGGAGCCACGAACACCCACUCUCUUGGCUCCCCUGCGGUACGCUCCUAUUCCCAGCCCAACUUGCUGACACACUCCACCUCAAAGCCUACCUCUGCCCUGGAAGUGCACUCCAUCACAAACUCUGAUGCCGACCAACUGAAGCUGACCUCCACAGCCAACCACUUGACCAGAUCUAGACCUGCUAUCGCGACCAAGAAACCAAAAUCCAAAGUCAAAACCACAAAGACAAAGAGAAAGAAGGCAAAGAAACAUCAUCGAACAAAAGUCUGA